AAAUAAGGUAAUUCAUUGGGUAACAAUUUUAUUUAAAAAUUCUGUUUAAUAUUCUACCAGCAACGUAUACUUACAACAAUAGCGCAGGCUGUCGUGGAGGGGAGACGAUAUACUUCCUCACAGUGCCAUUAUUUCUCAAGCGGCUUCCUCUCAACGAACACACACACUUCCUCCACUACAGCAACACUUUGCUUGACUGCUUUGACGCUCUCGGACAGAUUGUAGGCUAUAUGUUCAUACAAAACCUGCCAUUAAAGAUAGUAUGUUUGGUGUCUAAGACAGUGAAGGGGUCAGAAUGCAGAGCAUCAAGUGUGUGGUGGUAGGAGACGGUGCAGUAGGGAAGACCUGCCUACUCAUCUCCUACACCACCAACGCCUUCCCCAAGGAGUACAUCCCCACUGUGUUUGACAACUACAGCGCCCAGGUGACUGUGGACAGCAGGACUAUUAGCCUCAACCUGUGGGACACAGCAGGCCAGGAGGAGUAUGACCGCCUGCGCACCCUCUCCUACCCCCAGACCAACGUGUUUGUCAUCUGCUUCUCUGUCGCCAGCCCCCCCUCCUUUGAGAACGUCAAGCACAAGUGGCACCCAGAGGUCACCCACCACUGUCCCAAUACGCCUAUUCUACUGGUGGGCACCAAGAAGGACCUGCGUAAUGACCCAGAGGUGUUGAAGAAGCUUAAGGAUCAGAACCAGAUGACCAUCACCCAACAGCAGGGCACCGCCUUGGCCAAGCAGAUCCAAGCCAUCAAGUACCUCGAAUGCUCUGCCCUCAACCAAGACGGAAUCAAAGAGGUGUUCGCUGAGGGUGUACGGGCCUUUCUCAACCCACAACCUGUCGCCACCAAGAAACCUUGUGUGCUAUUGUAAAGGCAGUAGAGAUACUAUCACGUAUGCAAAUCAAACAGAACAAUAUUAAUUAAUUGAAUGUGUGUAAACCAUUGGAGUUGAUUUUAUUGUGAAAUAUGUUUUUGUUGUACUGCCGAUAACAAACACUGCCAUAUCAAGACUUCCUUGAGACAAGGGGAUCAUUGAGGCAGAGGCAUUGGCUCAAGAUGGAUGCCUCGAAACUGAGCCAAUGUUAGGUAGGCAAGAAGGGCCUGAGUCAAAUGCUGUCUGUAAGAAUCCUUGCUUUUGUAUAUCCAUUAUUUUGCCCUCUUCCUUUAUAGCAAUUGACAAACAAGACCUGAGACUUUCUGACGAGGUUUUCUCAUUUAUCAGUGCUUGUAUUGUUGUCACAUUCUGACAUGUAAUGGCCUUCACAAAAAUAAUUUAAAAAAAAUCAGGAAUUGAAAUACCCAUACUCCCAUAAUGAAUACUUUUAUUUUUUUACAAAUAUUUUGUUGUAUCAUAGAUGUGUGUUUUUGUGCACCAUCAGGUGUGCUGUUAGUGCUAGUCAACUUUGUCUGAAUGUGUUGAAUGCUGGACACAAAAGAGGAAAUGCAGAGAGAGGUUUUUUGAUAAGAAAUGCAUAGGCUGAUUUUCCUAUCGAAGGUCAUUAGUCAGUGUGUGUGUGUGUGUGUGUGUGUGUGUGAUAGAGGAGAGGAGAGAGACGGGAGAGGAGAGAGAAAUAGAACCUGGUUGUAACUUCUCUCUGAAAGUCCUUAGCUUAUUAUCUAUUUUAGUUAAGUUGGGGUUCUAGAUGUUUUAAUGUUGUGUAACUAUUUUGAGAAGGCUAUGACCACACUCUUCGAGGGUGUCUCAGGGUUGGGAAAUACAAAAAAACACAUUUCCAAUUCAAACAUAAGCACCCACCAAAUUAUUAUUAUUAUUAUUACAUCUUCUGUACUGUUAUAAACGAGAGAUAGAAAUUGUGUGCAAACUGUAGUGCAGAUUACUGUGACAUGUGUUUAUUCUUAUCAUCAGGAACAGCAAAUAAAUGUGUUGAUCAAUGCAUACAAUUAAAUUAAUACUUCAAGAAUGCCAAACCCUUUCCAAUGUAGUCAUGGGAUGUGAUAGAAACCAGCAUGCUAAACAACGAUGACGUCCCUGAUUUGCCUGUGAAUGAUUUGGAAGUGAAAUGAUCCAGCUUGCUGUUACAGAGUUGUGAAACAUACAUUUUCAUUUGUUGCACAAUCACUGUCCUCUCCCAUACCUCAGGCCACUGGACUCAUUUGACAGUGAAAUAAGGCCUCCGUGCCUUUGCUCUGCCUGCUGGAUAAGACACCUCUUUGUGUGAGAGCAGUGGAGGGACAUACAGAUAGAUGUCCUUACUGUUUUAGUAUAGUAUAUACUGUAUGUGCCUGUAUACAACACCCACUCUAGUACUAUCUGGAUCUACCUCUCCAUCUCAUUCUCUCUCUCUCUGUGUGUCUCUGUCACUCUGUGUAUAUAUCUCUCUCUCUCUCUCUGUGUCUCUCUCACUCUGUGUCUCUCUCUCUGUCUCUCUCACUCUGUGUAUGUCUCUCUCUCUGUCUCUCUCUCUCUCUGUCUCUCUCACUCUGUGUAUGUCUCUCUCUCUCUCUGUCUCUCUCUCUCUCUCUGUGUGUCUCUCUCACUCUGUGUAUGUCUCUCUCUCUGUCUCUCUCUCUCUGUCUCUCUCACUCUGUCUCUCUCACUCUCCGUCUCGCUCACUCUCUCUGUCUUUACAAAUGAGGAAGUACAUUUACUUGUAACUUCCUUAAUUUAGGUUGUGGACCUCACUGACUGACUGACUCACUAAAAAUAAACAUGUUAUGUAUGGUAAAUAACUAAAACGUUCUGAAAUAAUUGUUUAAUAAAGCUUAAUGUUUACAAAA
Salmo salar (Atlantic salmon) is the source of this 2739-nucleotide messenger RNA. Its product is annotated as rho-related GTP-binding protein RhoG. Gene Ontology annotation, biological process: small GTPase-mediated signal transduction. Lineage: Eukaryota; Metazoa; Chordata; Actinopteri; Salmoniformes; Salmonidae. The record is from RefSeq and is a predicted model, not a curated record. Gene Ontology annotation, molecular function: GTPase activity; GTP binding.